Molecule: messenger RNA, 1778 nt
Organism: Paramecium sonneborni
Lineage: Eukaryota; Ciliophora; Oligohymenophorea; Peniculida; Parameciidae
Source: the annotation of a GenBank genome assembly
AAAAGAUAUUAAAAGAAAAUAAUCAGAUAAUAAAUAAUGAGCAAUAAACAAGAUGCUGAUUAGAAGAACCUAAAUUCGAUUUCUAGUCAUUCUGUAGUGAAAUCGCAUACGCAAUCAAUAAAAGAUAUAGAAUUAUCAGUUUAUAGAUGGGCUAUUCUGUUGUUGUACUUUUUAGUUGUUUUGGUAAAUGGAGUGCCAUAUGAAAUCUGUGUACCUAUCACUACAUUUAUGUCUGAUAUAUAUAAUGUUUCAACAGCUAUAGUAGCAACAGCUUCAACAGCGUUUAUGUUGAUGCAUCCUCUUUUAUCAUUUUUUGCAGCUUAAAGUAUUUUUAAAUAAUUUAAUUAGCUAUAUCUAAUUAUGGAUGGGCACCUGCUACUAAUUUAGGUGUAAUUCUGACUAUUAUGGGUUGCGCUAUAAAACUGUUGAUAAACAAAGCAGGGUAUAAAAAAGAGUCAUUAUAUAUAGAUUUUCAGUUUUAAUAAUUGGUUAAGUUCUAUGUGGAAUAGGAAGACCUUUUAUUUUAAAUUCUUAGGCAUCAAUGGCUAUGAGUUGGUUUCAUCCAAAUACAAGAAUUAUAAUAAUAACUCUACUUAAUGUAGUCACUACGUUAUCAUUGAUUAUAUCUGCAUUUAUACCUGGAAUGGUUUUUAAAGGUUAUAAAGAGGAAGGUGAUGAAUAAUAUGAAGAUGGAAAAAGUAGAAUGUAGAAUUUAUGUUUGCUUGAAUUUUACAUAAGUUUGGCUAUUGUGCCUAGUUUAAUUAUGUUAAAGAGUAGACCAAAUUAAGUACCAGUGAAAAUAAAUAAAGUUGAAAGAAAAAGAGGAAUGAUAAAAAUAAUGUUAAGAUUAUUUAAGAAUACAAACUUUGUUUUACUAUUUAUUCCAUUUAGUUUGUAUUUUGGAAUAUUAAAAUCAUUAUUAGUAAUAAUGGAAUUGUUAAUGGCUCCUUAUAAUUAUGAAGCACAUUAAGUGGCAGGUGUAGGUAUAGAAAUAAUAUUAAUAAACAGUUUCAUUUCCUUUAGUUGGUGGAUUAAUAGCAUAAGGAGCAAUUCCAUAUUUUAUAAACAAGUAUAAAAUAUAGAAACCAUUUGUCCGUUUAUUUUUAUUAUUAGCUAUUUUAUCUUUAGGAUUUCUAUAUUUUGCAUUGAAAUCAAGCAAUAUAAUUUAUAUGUACAUAGUUGUUUCUCUAUUGGCAAUAUUUACAAUGCCAAUAUUACCUGUAAUGAUGGAUAUGGGAUGUGAUUUAAUAUUUCCACUAGAUCCAUCAUUUGCAAUAGGUGCCUUUUAUAUGGGAAGUAUGUUGUUCUUUGUAAUUUUUACAUACUCUUUGACAUUUAUAACAGGAAAAGAUAAGGUUGAUUCAAGAGUAUUAUAUACAAACAUUUUUUCUGGAGGAAUGCUCAUUAUUGGAUUUUUGUGCAGUUUAUUUUUGAAAAUAGAUGAUUCAUAUUAACCUGUUGAGGUUGAAUAAUAAGAUAAAGGUUCAUUAGUUCAUCCUUUAGAAAAGAGUGUGUCAUAAGUUAAAGGAAAAGGGAUUUCUGUAUAUCGAGGAACUUAAUCAAAAUUGAGUGUAUAAUAUCAUAAAGCAUCUUUGUUCAGUGUACAGUAUCAAAGUAAUUUAGUGUUCACAUAACAAUAUCAGUAUUGUAGGUGAUGUUCCCCUUAUCCCAGGAGAAGAAGCAGAAGAUCUUUAUGAUUCAGAAGAAUAACCCUAAUAAUAAGAAUGAUAGUAAUAAAUUUAUGUAUAUCUACAUUAUUCUUUAAUUUUAUAAACGAG